Staurois parvus is the source of this 333-nucleotide messenger RNA. The record is from the annotation of a GenBank genome assembly. Lineage: Eukaryota; Metazoa; Chordata; Amphibia; Anura; Ranidae.
UGUAGAGCAUGGGUGUCAAAUUGGCGACCCUCCAGCUGUUGCCAAACUACAAGUCCCAUGAGGCAUUGCAAGAUUGACAGUUACAAGCAUGACUCCCAAAGGCAGAGGCAAGAUGGGACUUGUAGAUUCGCAACAGCUGGAUGGCCACCAGUUUGACACCCCUGCUGUAGAGUCUUGGGUGUCAAACUGGUGGCCCUCCAGCUGUUGCAAAAUUACAAGUCCCAUCAUGCCUCUGCCUUUGGGAAUCAUGCUUGUAUCUUUCAAUCUUGCAAUGCCUCAUGUGACUUGCAGUUUGGCAACAGCUGGAGGGCCGCCAGUUUGACGCCCGUGUCU